Molecule: messenger RNA, 1348 nt
Organism: Austrofundulus limnaeus
Lineage: Eukaryota; Metazoa; Chordata; Actinopteri; Cyprinodontiformes; Rivulidae
Gene: smtna
Product: smoothelin a
Exons: 8
Coding region: 290-1024 (244 amino acids)
Molecular function (GO): protein binding
Source: RefSeq, a predicted model, not a curated record
AGAUUGAACUUCUGAAGCAUUUUGACAUCAUCCAGGAAACAGAAACAAGACACUUCUUGUGGAUGGAUGUGACCUGAUGUGUUCCUUCAUCCCAUUUUUGGGUGGUCCGUAGAAGCAGUCUCCCCUCUCUCUCUCUCUCUCCAAACAUGCAUCCCUGUGAGGUACUUAAUACAGAGCUGGGCUGGUUUUAAGCAAAGUUUGCAGGGAGGAGACGAGAGAGUACAGUCCAAGCAUCUUCAACAGGAGAGGACCGUUUGAAUCCUGAUAACAGCAGAUUCACUCUUCAGACAUGGAGUCAAAGCCAGGGGGUGAAUCAGAGCCGCUGACCAGCGAGAAACUGGCUUCCAUCGAGGAUGAAGAAGUUCUCAACAAGAUGCUGGACGGUGCAGCUGGUUUUGAAGAGAGGAGGAUGAUUCGCGCAGCGUUAAGAGACCUGCUAAAGAAAAAGAGGGAUAAGCGGGAGCAGGACCGAGGGGUGAGGCAGCAGGAGCUGAAGAAGAGUGGAACAACAGUUAGUGUUGGAAGAGCCUCCAUGAACCAACAACCCUCAGCUCACAAGCCUGCAGGCCAGCCAGCAUCCUCCACUCCAGGGAACAAAACAGCAGUCAGAGAGAGUUCCGCUGCCGCCUUUCCCCAGAAAUGUACUUCGUCUGAAGCACCCAACGCUAAAAAUGUCAAACAAAUGCUUCUGGACUGGUGCCGGGCCAAAACAGAACCAUAUGAGGGAGUGGACAUCCAGAACUUCUCCUCCAGUUGGAAAGACGGGAUCGCCUUCUGCGCCUUGGUGCACCGAUUCUUCCCCGACGCCUUUGAGUACUCCAUCCUCAACCCCAACAAGCCCAGAGACAACUUCCAGCUGGCGUUCAGCACCGCAGAGAGGUUGGCAGGCUGCCCCCCUCUGCUGGAUGCUGAUGACCUGGUCCGGAUGAGGGAGCCGGAUUGGAAGUGUGUGUACACGUACAUCCAGGAGUUUUACCGCUGCCUGGUGGAGAAGGGUCUUGUCAAAACUAAAAAGCGACCUUAGUGUCAGACAGCGGCUCUCAGGAGUCAUUUUGAAGUAAUAAAACAGAUCAUUUACUGGCCCCGAUGUGAGGUCUGAGAGAUGUCGCUUCUGUCUUUUAGCUAAAUAUUUACAACCCAAGCCACUGGAGGGUAAAUCCACAGAGAUUUAUGGGUAACAUCUGGAUUAGUUUUCCUGCUAGCAGAGAAUUAUUGGUGUCAGUGUGAACAGCUGUUGCUUAAAAUCCCUUCAUUCCGCUGAGAUUACACAUCUGGAUUAAUGUGAUCACCACGAUGAAGCUGAGAGUUUUUGAAUUUAAGGUCCAGUAAAUAAAUGAUUAUAAAUGAA